Desarmillaria tabescens is the source of this 1281-nucleotide messenger RNA. Its product is annotated as calcium/proton exchanger. Lineage: Eukaryota; Fungi; Basidiomycota; Agaricomycetes; Agaricales; Physalacriaceae. Bases 1 to 1281 code for a protein of 426 amino acids. Gene Ontology annotation, cellular component: fungal-type vacuole membrane. The record is from RefSeq and is a predicted model, not a curated record. Gene Ontology annotation, molecular function: calcium:proton antiporter activity. The transcript is spliced from 21 exons. Gene Ontology annotation, biological process: intracellular calcium ion homeostasis; calcium ion transmembrane transport.
AUGUCUACGCUGGAAAAAGUAAUUGGUCCAUUGAGUGGAGUAUGGAAAAGUAUUCGAUCGAUAUUGUUGGCCUUGUUUACUAGAUUGAUAUUGUUGGCCUCAUGGCUUAAUCUCCUCCUGCCAUUCAUCCCAGUAUCUUGGGCUCUCCAUUUCACCUUCGCUGGCGACUGGGAGAAGGACACCGUCAUUUUUGUUUGUUCAUUUCUCGCUAUUAUACCCCUGGCCAAGCUUCUGGACUUCGUCACUGAUGAACUCUCCUUGAGAGUUGGACAGACCCUAGCGGGACUUUUGAAUGUUACCUUCGGAAACGCUGUAGAGCUGAUCUUCUCUAUAAUAUCCCUUUUAAGUUGUGAACUUCAAAUCGUGCAGUCAUCAUUGGUCAGUAUCAUCCUCAUUAACCUUCUUUUGAUUCUUGGCAUGUGUUUCUUCGUCGGAGGGAUCAAGUUCCAAAAACAAGGAUUUGGACAAAUGGCUACCCAGCUUAACUCUUCUCUACUUGCCAUCAGCGUCAUUGCUGUUCUCUCACCUGCUGCUUUCCACUUCUCGGUAGUCGGUGAUACUGAGGCUGACGAAGCCUCAGAUAUCCUGAAUGUUAGCCAUGGGACCUCAAUCAUCCUGCUAUUUAUUUACAUCUCCUACUUGGUUUUCCAGCUUUUCUCUCACGCUUCACUGUAUGCAGACGAAGGUGAAGACUCAGUCAAAUAUACACCGUACGGACGGUCUGUAGUAGGUGAGGAUAGUGAUCUUGAAAGUGGCUCUGCACACUCAGGAGAAGAGGUCGAACAACCCCAGUUGGGUCUAUGGGUCACCGUCGGACUGCUAGUUAUUGUCACCCUGGUCGCAUUUACCACUCAGUGGCUUGUGGACUCGAUCAACGGCAUAACGAAGAAUGAUAAUAUCAAUAAUCAGUUCGUUGGAGUGAUUCUUCUUCCAAUCAUCUGCCGUACUCCCGAUGGUGUCACUAUUGUGACAACAUCAGUAAAAGAUAAGCUUAACAUAAGUUUAGGCCUUACUCAAAUUGCGCUCUUCAUGAUUCCCUUUAUCGUGACUCUUGCAUGGAUCCUCGAUAAACCGUUAACCUUAUUGUUCGAUCCUUAUGAAUCCAUAGUUCUAUUUUUCACAGCCAUAGUUCUAACUGUUAACUAUGUCGUGCAAAGCGGAAAAUCUAACUGGCUACAGGGCAUGAUUCUAAUGUGUCUAUAUGUGAUCCUCGCCGUUACGUUCUGGUCCUAUCCAGGAAUUGAUCCCUCCGGUGGCCUCUUAAUGCAAUGUACUACUUAA